Molecule: messenger RNA, 839 nt
Organism: Microstroma glucosiphilum
Lineage: Eukaryota; Fungi; Basidiomycota; Exobasidiomycetes; Microstromatales; Microstromataceae
Product: Rad51-domain-containing protein
Exons: 3
Coding region: 237-749 (170 amino acids)
Biological process (GO): DNA repair; mitotic recombination; chromosome organization involved in meiotic cell cycle
Cellular component (GO): condensed nuclear chromosome
Molecular function (GO): DNA strand exchange activity; single-stranded DNA binding; ATP binding
Source: RefSeq, a predicted model, not a curated record
AAUAAUUUGGUGUGGGUGUGUGCGUGUGUGCGCUUCUCGUGAUUGGCCACGGGUCGGGUCUGAUCCCCGCGCUGACAAUCGACGCGACCCCCUUUCCGUGGUUGGUGGGCCCAGAGUCGCCACUGCGAAUUAAUGUAGGCUCACAGGGGCAGAGAGAGAACAUCACCACCUCCCCUCCCUUGUCCACCUUCCUUCACCAUUCAUUCCUCUACGAGCCAUCGAUCACCUCAACAGACAUGUCCUCCACCCAAGCAUCUCAAGCCAGCUCCUCGCACAACAAUGCCCCUCAAGUAAGCGAAGAGGGCAUGAUGGACGAUGGAGGCGCCGGGCCCCUCCUUGUGAACAAGUUGGAGGAAUUCGGCAUCUCCAACUCUGACUGCAAGAAGCUGUCAGACGCGGGCUACUACACUAUCGAAGCCAUUGCAUUUACACCCAAGCGGAUCUUGUGUACAGUCAAGGGAAUCAGCGAAGCAAAGGCAGACAAGAUCCUCGCCGAGGCUGGCAAGCUCGUGCCCAUGGGUUUCACGACAGCUACAGAGUACCACGCUCGCCGUACAGAGCUCAUCUCCAUUACAACUGGUAGCAAGAAUCUCGACAAUGUCCUCGGCGGAGGCAUGGAAACGGGGUCCAUCACUGAGCUGUUUGGAGAGUACAGGACGGGAAAGAGUCAGCUGUGCCACACAUUGGCGGUGACUUGUCAGGUGGGUGUCCUCCGCUUAGAUGUGACAGGCAUACAACAGUCAGCCUGAAAGGUAAAUGAAUAUUUGCGAGCCCUGCUGACGCUAUUCGUUCACCAACGCGCCUCUCAGCUGCCAAUUGACAUGGGUGGAGGUGAAGGA